Procambarus clarkii (red swamp crayfish) is the source of this 3649-nucleotide messenger RNA. Its product is annotated as alpha-1A adrenergic receptor. Lineage: Eukaryota; Metazoa; Arthropoda; Malacostraca; Decapoda; Cambaridae. Gene Ontology annotation, biological process: phospholipase C-activating G protein-coupled receptor signaling pathway; cell-cell signaling; positive regulation of cytosolic calcium ion concentration. The record is from RefSeq and is a predicted model, not a curated record. Gene Ontology annotation, cellular component: plasma membrane. Gene Ontology annotation, molecular function: alpha1-adrenergic receptor activity.
UACACACACACCCGCCAGCCACCCGCUCUCACCUACCCGACAGCCAACCCCUAUCGGUCACACUGCACCAAACUUAUCAUGCGCUCCUCUGACUAUCGUCUCAAAACCAAACAAGAUAUUAAUUAAUCCCUUUUAUAGUGUAUGUGGAAAACAGAGGAUAACUGGAGGUUGCAGGUGUAUGAAACAUGUGACUGCCGCGAGAUCUGAACCCGGACGUGAUCCUAGCAGCGCCAUCUGUUGCUGGGAGUCCCUGGACAUGACUGUGCUGUGGGGGAGGCGGGUGUGAGGACUCCUCAGGUGGCAGGGAGGCUGGUGGUGGCCUGCCUCCACAAACAAACCUUUACUACAAACAAAACAAACAAGAAGGCGCACGUCGUGUCUGGAGAACGUGACAUAAUAAGGCAAACAACACGACGAUGAUAGGAAGUGAAUCAAUAGUCUACACCAGAGAAAAAUAAAUAACGUGGUGUUGAGUUUUGAGCAGAAAACCCGAGUGUAAACACAGCUGUUCGAUUGUAAACACAGCUGUUCGAUUGUAAACACAGCUGUCCAAGUGUAAACAUAGUUGUCCGAGUGUAAACACAGCUGUUCGAGUGUAAACACAGCUGUUCGAGUGUAAACACAGCUGUCCGAGUAUAAACACAGCUGUUCGAGUGUAAACACAGCUGUCUGAGUGUAAACACAGUUGUCUGAGUGUAAACACAGCUGUCUGAGUGUAAACACAGCUGUCCGAGUGUAAACAAAACUUGUUACAAGUAUUUGGGAAUUCUGAGCAUUAUAAAUAUUAAGCCUCAGUGUUCACAAAUCGCUGGUUUAUUGCGUCUAUGACUUCCCCUCACGCGUGAGGGGCGAGGGAGGGGAGGCAGCGAGGGACGCUAAGGACCGCGGACCAGAGAUAUUGAACUGCUCCCUCAAACAAAUUAACUAUUAAAUAUAUAACGUUUCUACGGAAACAAAGGCAAUAUUUUUGUUCGUUAACGAACUUAAAAUUUUUAAUUUGUAUCUACAAUUCAAUUUUAAAAAGAUUAAUCGUAAUAAUUUAUGUAUAUUAGGUACUGGCAAUAGAUGAGAAAGAGAGAGACUGCCGCAGUGCCAUAAUGUGUUAUCUGGCCGCCUCAUGUGGCACCGUACAGCAGUUUACAACUCUGAACGAGGUUGUGAGUCGAUAAAACUAUGUUGCAUUGCAUUUAGUGAUAGAACAAAACCUGCUUUUAGUGUCUUAUACUGGCUGAAAACUGCGGUAUAUAGAAGUUGCCCGAAAUCAAAUAAUAGUUUUUUACGCGAGCAUCAGUUUAUGAUGCCUCACAUUGAUAUGUGAGGGUAAUGAACAGUUUACGACACUAACGACUAGGUUACAACCUCCCCCCCCCUCCCCUCUGGGUGACAGUUUGUGGCGUCUAGUGAAAGUUUGUGACACCAGGCAGCAGACUGAGUGUGUACCAAACUGGCACCCCUUAUGAAACAACCAUUUGUGUGUAAAAGAUGUAAUAAUUGAUGAUAAGAGGCUAUAGUUUGUGACAGGAGAUAGCAGUGUGUGACAAAAGCCAGUAGUUUGUGACGUGUGAUAAUAAUUUGCGAGUAAAUCAGUGUGCGGUACUUUGACGUAACAAGGAAAGAUUAAGGGCUGUAGCCCCGGCACAGCUUGUCAUCUGAUUAGGGGCUCUUGACAUUGCUCAUACACAGCUUGUCAUCUGAGGCAGUGUCAGCGGAAGGGUAGGUGAGGUGGGGGAGAUAUGCUUGUAGACACAUCGUAGCACAGUGUACAUUCCCCGAACACUUGCACCAAGACAACGUGGCAGAUGCACGAGACAUCUGGAGAGUGUUAAGAGACGCUCAGGACGUGCACAGGAGGUGUUUAUUUGGUACUUGGGUGAGAGUGUGUAGUUGCUGAAGACUUAGGAGACGUGAGAAUCUGUGAGGUGAUACAGUGUGGGCCAGAGACUACACCACAGGGAAGAAGGUACUGUGAGAACACGAAAGCGUCGUACAGUGUGGGUCAGCCGGAGCCCCAGAGCCGCUAUUUCCCAUGGAAAUAACAUGUUAACUUGAUGAGAGAAGCUGUCAAGAGCCGCUCGGCCGGCGCCGGAGACAGGCAGAGAAAUCUUUAUUUCGCUCCGCGUGCGGCGUUGAUGGUGUGGCGUUGCUGGCCCGCCAGCAGGAGAGAUGAGUGGUGUUGUCCUCGUCCUGUGGGAGAGAUGAGUGGUGUUGCCGCUUGGUAUCGUCAGCUGGUACAGCGGAGCAGGUGGCGUGCGUGAGGCAGGUGGCUACCAUGGCUGCCGCCAACGUCACCCACUGGUACCAGGGGCCCACCACCCUCAGGUUCCUCAACACCUCCUGGAUUUUCGAUGACGACUAUGAUUUCGACAGUUACCCCGACGACCCGGCCGAUAACACCUACGUCAACACCAGCGUCGCCGUCAACGCCUCGUCGUACCUGCCCGGGAGGGAGAGGGCGGGAGAUUCGUGGGCUGACGUCAGCACCAACGCCCUGGUGGAGGCGGUGGUCAAGUCGGUGGUGCUGGCGACCAUCGUGGUGCUGACCAUCGGCGGCAACGUGCUGGUGCUGCUGGCGGUGUUCAUGUCGCGCAACCUGCGCUCCUCGACCCACUACCUCAUCGUCAACCUGGCCGUGGCCGACCUGCUCCUCGGCACCACCGUCCUGCCCUUCAGCGCCACCCUCGAGGUGUCCGGCAAGUGGUACUUUGGAGAGGUGUUCUGCGGGGUGUGGGCGACGGCCGACGUGCUCUGCUGCACGGCCUCCAUCUGGUCGCUCUGCGUCAUCUCCCUCGACCGCUACAUCGGGGUGACGCGGCCGCUUGCGUAUUCUACCAUCAUGACGGAGCGGCGGAUGUGCGUGCUGAUCGCCGCGGUGUGGGCGCUCGCCACCGUCAUAUCCAUCGGGCCCGCCUUCGGGUGGAAGACUCCGCCCGACCCCGACCCGACGGUGUGCACAGUGAACCAGGAGCUCGGGUACGUGCUGUUCUCGGUGACGGGGUCCUUCUACCUGCCAAGCCUGUGCAUCCUGGCGGUGUACUGGCGCAUCUACCGCGCCGCCAUCCAGCAGUCCCAGUUCCUGGAGCGCGGCGUCAAGACCACCAAGACCUCCGUCACGCUCAGGGUCCACCGCGGCGGCGACGCCAGGCUCACGCUGCGGGCGCACCGUGGCGGCAUGGGCGUCGGCAUCGCUGCGGGGAUGGCAGCCGGGCUGGCCACGGGCGUGGGCGGGCUCAACGGGCAUUGUCUGGUCAACGGGCCGCUCAAGCCGCCGGAGCCCGAGAAGCGUGGCCUGAGGAUGCACCGGGGCAAGGGCAUGGCCAAGUUGAUGCCCCCGACGCCCCACCUGCGGCUGGCCAUGACGCCCCUCAACUGGCAGGACACCCGCCUGGACGAGGGCGGCCGAGGGAGGUCCCAGCGGCGGCAGGACCAAGAGGGAGACGCCGCCCAGGACCAGGAGUCACCAUCUACCUCGCCCGAGCGCCGCCUGGCCGGACCCCCAGGCAAGAUGGCCAAGUUCCGCAGGCAGAAGAAGGCGGCCAAGACGCUGGGCAUCGUCGUCGGCGUUUUCCUCCUCUGCUGGUUCCCCUUCUUCUUCAUACUUCCCCUCGGUGAGUACCCCAACUCUCUCCCUUCCCCAUCCUCCCCUCGGUGA